This is a messenger RNA of Octodon degus (degu), 3641 nucleotides long. It is a transcript of the gene Exoc6, whose product is annotated as exocyst complex component 6. The record is from RefSeq and is a predicted model, not a curated record. Gene Ontology annotation, cellular component: exocyst; membrane. The transcript has 22 exons. The coding region runs from base 46 to 2460 and encodes 804 amino acids. Gene Ontology annotation, biological process: Golgi to plasma membrane transport; exocytosis; intracellular protein transport. NCBI's taxonomy places the organism in Eukaryota, Metazoa, Chordata, Mammalia, Rodentia, Octodontidae.
CGCGCGCGGCGCCGCGCCUUGCUGGGUCCUCAGACUCCAGCCAAGAUGGCGGAGAGCGGCGAGUGUUUGGGCACCGUCCCGGAGCACGAGCGGAUUCUGCAGGAGAUUGAGAGCACUGACACCGCCUGCGUGGGACCCACUCUCCGAUCUGUAUAUGAUGACCAGCCAAAUGCGCACAAGAAGUUUUUGGAAAAAUUAGACGCUUGUAUCCGUAAUCAUGACAAGGAAAUUGAAAAGAUGUGUAAUUUUCAUCAUCAGGGUUUUGUAGAUGCAAUUACAGAACUCCUCAAAGUAAGAACAGAUGCAGAAAAACUGAAGGUGCAAGUUACUGAUACAAAUCAAAGAUUUCAAGAUGCUGGGAAAGAGAUGAUAAUGCAAACAGAAAAUAUUAUUCGAUGUAGAAUUCAGCAGAGGAAUAUUACAACGGUAGUAGAAAAAUUGCAGUUAUGCCUUCCAGUGCUGGAAAUGUACAGUAAGCUAAGAGAACAGAUGAGUGCAAAAAGGUAUUAUUCUGCCCUAAAAACUAUGGAACAAUUAGAAAAGGUGUAUUUUCCCCGGGUUAGUCAAUACCGGUUCUGUCAGUUAAUGAUAGAAAAUCUUCCUAAACUCCGUGAGAAUAUUAAAGAAAUCUCCAUGUCUGAUCUCAAAGACUUUUUGGAAAGCAUUCGAAAACAUUCUGACAAAAUAGGUGAAACAGCAAUGAAACAGGCACAGCAGCAGAAAACCUUCAGUGUUGCUCUUCAGAAGCAAAAUAAUGUGAAAUUUGGGAAGAAUAUGUAUAUAAAUCAUGAUAGAGUUCAAGAAGAAAAAAAAGAAAUUGUAUUGAAACAUGCCUUUGAUGAAGAAGAUGAGAAUGAAGAGGAGGUCUUAAAUGUUCAGGAUCUUGUUGAUUUUUCUCCUGUUUACCGAUGUUUGCAUAUUUAUUCUGUUUUGGGUGAUGAAGAAUCAUUUGAAAAUUAUUACCGAAAACAAAGAAAGAAACAAGCAAGACUGGUUUUACAGCCCCAGUCAAGUAUGCAUGAAACAGUUGAUGGCUACAGAAGAUAUUUCACUCAAAUUGUAGGGUUCUUUGUGGUGGAAGAUCAUAUUUUACAUGUGACACAAGGAUUGGUAACCAGGGCAUACACUGAUGAACUUUGGAACAUGGCCCUUUCAAAGAUAAUUGCUGUCCUUAGAGCUCAUUCAUCUUAUUGCAUUGACCCUGAUCUUGUUUUAGAGCUGAAGAAUCUCAUUGUAAUUUUUGCAGAUACUUUGCAGGGUUAUGGUUUUCCAGUAAACCGACUUUUUGACCUUUUGUUUGAAAUAAGAGAUCAAUACAAUGAAAUACUACUUAAGAAGUGGGCUGGAGUUUUCAGGGACAUUUUUGAAGAAGAUAAUUAUAGCCCUAUCCCUGUUGGUAGUGAAGAAGAGUAUAAAAUAGUCAUCAGCAAAUUUCCCUUUCAAGAUCCAGAUCUUGAAAAGCAGUGUUUCCCGAAGAAAUUUCCCAUGUCUCAGUCAGUACCUCAUAUUUAUAUUCAGGUUAAAGAAUUUAUUUAUGCCAGCCUUAAAUUUUCAGAGUCACUGCACCGGAGCUCAACAGAAAUAGAUGAUAUGCUUAGAAAAUCAACAAAUCUGCUGCUGACCAGAACUUUGAGUAGCUGUUUACUGAACCUUAUUAAAAAACCACAUAUAGGUUUGACAGAGCUGGUACAAAUCAUCAUAAACACAACACACUUGGAGCAAGCUUGUAAAUACCUUGAGGACUUUAUCACUAAUAUUACAAAUAUUUCUCAAGAAACUGUUCAUACUACAAGACUUUAUGGGCUUUCUACUUUUAAGGAUGCUCGACAUGCAGCAGAAGGAGAAAUAUAUACCAAACUUAACCAAAAAAUUGAUGAAUUUGUUCAGCUUGCUGAUUAUGACUGGACAUUGUCUGAGCCAGACGGAAGAGCUAGUGGUUAUUUAAUGGAUCUAAUUAACUUUUUGAGAAGCAUCUUUCAAGUGUUUACUCAUUUACCUGGGAAAGUUGCUCAAACAGCUUGCAUGUCGGCCUGCCAGCAUCUGUCAACAUCCUUAAUGCAGAUGCUACUGGACAGUGAGUUAAAACAAAUAAGCAUGGGAGCUGUUCAGCAAUUUAACUUAGACGUCAUACAGUGUGAAUUGUUUGCCAACUCUGAGCCUGUGCCAGGAUUCCAAGGGGACACUCUGCAGCUAGCAUUCAUUGACCUUAGACAACUCCUUGAUCUGUUUAUGGUUUGGGACUGGUCUACUUAUCUAGCUGAUUAUGGGCAGCCAGCUUCUAAAUACCUUCGAGUGAAUCCAAGCACAGCCCUUACUCUUUUGGAGAAGAUGAAGGAUACUAGUAAAAAGAACAAUAUAUUUGCUCAGUUCAGGAAGAAUGAUCGAGACAAGCAGAAGUUGAUAGAGACAGUGGUAAAGCAGCUGAGAAGCUUGGUGAAUGGUAUGUCCCAGCAUGCGUAGACCUCAUGUCGUUUGCACUGAGUAACGUCAGAGCCCCAGGACUGAGUGUUGAUUUCUAACAAGCAAGGGUCAAGAUACAGUAAUUGGUUUACAGAAUUUAAAAGUGCAGCACUGAAAAGACAAUGAUGAUGGCUUAAACAAGAAAUCAUAAGUAUCAUUUGUAUGAAUUUUUAAAUAAUUGAAUAUUUUAUAUAUGGAAAAUGUUACUUUUUUCAAUUGUAGGGGGAAAAGGCAAAACUAUAAUAUCAAGUAAAAAAUUGUAUAUGAAACUGAUUGCAAAUACAUCAGAAAAACAAGCCUUUGCUUUAUAAGUAUUUUUUUCUGUUUAAACUUGAGUGAUGUUUUAAAAAAUAUAUGGUUUUAGAAUGCAGUCAUGUCUAAUACAUACUAUAGAAAUGAUCCCUGAAAGUAUAGCCUUCAGUCAUGUCUAAUACAGGAGUAUUUUACUGCCAUUUUCUGAUUUAGAAAAUUUUUAUUUUCACCUCAGUGUGAUUUAGGUAGAAUAAAAUUUUUAAUUCUGCUCAUUCUGAGAGGGAAAUAUACGAAUCUUUAAGACUUCUUGAAAUCAAACCUAACUCAGUAAGAAUGUAAAUUAUUUGUUCUACUUGUUGGUUUAAUUUAAACAUGCUGAAUAUGAAGGAAAUGUUUUGGAUUUUCUAAGAGUGCAAUGUUGAUUUGUGCUCUUCCAAGUUGGUGUGUCUAUCUAUAUUGAUCGUAGCUAGCCCCAAUCUAGAUUUGCUUGGUUUAGUUUCGUUCAGGUUAGCAAAGGAAAGUUAACGAUGGCUAAACGCUUCAAGUGCAGCUGGUGUUGGAGUGUACGUGUUUUUCUUACACACAGCAGUUGCCACAGGUCUUGGGUUAUUGUCUUCAAACAGCAGAUCUCACUGCCCUGUCCUCGCUGUGGAAACAGACCAAAUCAACUGAAGUCUGGAAAAUAGAAAACAAAUAUAAAACAUUUUUCUUAGUGUAAGUCAAGAUGACCAAAACAGCAAUGUAAAUCUUUAAAUCUGAUCUUUAUUUUCUCAUGCUGUAUUUAUGCUGAAUAACCCUUUUGCAUUAUCAGGAUUUAUACCUGUUGAAAAACUAUACCUGGCUUUGUAAAGCAAGUGUCAAGAACUAUUGUUUACAUCUCUUGAUUUUGUGAUGAAAUAUUAAAGAUUGAGAAAGUUGUUGAAAAUGCA